UCAUCAGUUAUUCACCCACAUUGUUCCAACCCCAUAUUUUCAGCAAAUAACAAUAUAUAAAUAACAAUAUCAGUAUGUUUAUCACACAAAAGAAUUAGCACAAGAAAUAUAGUGCAAGUUGUACAGGCUACUUUUAUGGUGUUUUUUAGUUUGUUUGUUUUUUUUGUACUCUUUGGAGAUUGACAGCCCCAGUCCCCAUUCACUUUCACUGUUUGGAAAAGAGUAGCCUGGACAUUUUGCCUUUUGUAAAAUAAUUGUAAAAAUGACAGAUUUUUGCCGGUAAAAAGUAAAGAUGCAAUAAUUGUCAUUUUUUUUGGUGAAUUAAAAGAAUCGACAAUUGCAAAACCCUUAUCAAGCACUAAUCUGACUACACGAUGACUGCGUCUAUGGUGCCUCAAUGUCUACGGUGUUACAGCUCUGUGCUACAGUUGUCUAUGUUAAAGCUCUGCUCUAAAGCAUCUCCCAGAGGAUAAUUUCAAGAAAAGAUAGCUGACUGGAUGAGAACGUCUGUCAUUAUCACACCAUUUUGGAAAAAAUAUACAGUAUAAAAAUAACACAGUAUAUAUAUAUUUUUAAUAAUAAAAAAACCAAAACACCAAAAAAAAAAAAAAAAAAAACACCAACCAUUACUCUGCUGUCGAUACCACUAGUUCUUCAAAGCCAUUGCAUUGUUAAUGGAUGUUUGGCCCAGAUGAUGAAACAAAACAAUUUCUGAAAUCUCUGACAUACUUUACUAUUUCCAAAGUGUUCUCUCCCUGUAUGAUAUUAGUCAACUACCAAAACAACAUGUGCCUUUCGAGUUACACUGUUCUCUUUCAGUCCCCAAGAGACAUGUAUGCAAUAAGUAUUUAAAAGUUUUGUUCCGCCUCUGAGAACUGCCCCUCUCACCAUGCUUCUGAAAUAGCUUUUGUGUGCAAGGGAUCACCCCUGCUCCACAUUACUAAACAAAGACCCAUUGAAAUACGACACAUCACAUCUGUUUCUCUCAUUUCCAUACAUAUACACUUAAAUUCCAUCUUCUAGGUUCAAACAGAAGGUAGAACUGAGAGAAAGUGACACUUAACACUUUGGGAUAAACCUUAAGAAUGCCUGCAAACUACAGUGGAACGUGGGAUAUAGUGGAAAAUGAAAAUUUAGAAGCUUACAUGGUGGCCCUUGGAAUUGAUUUCGCCACACGGAAGAUAGCAGGGAUGUUAAAGCCACAGAAGAUUAUUGAGCAAGACGGAGACUCUUUCACCAUUAAAACGUUAACAACCUUCCGAAAUUACUCCUGUACAUUCAAAAUCGGCGAAGAGUUUGACGAGGUUACUAAAGGGCUGGACAACAGAAAAUGCCAGACAACAGUGAAUUGGGAAAACGACAAACUUGUGUGUGUUCAGAAAGGAGAGAAAAGGAAUAGAGGAUGGACACACUGGAUAGAUGGAGAUAUUCUUUACCUUGAACUUAAAUGUGAGGACCAGACCUGCAAGCAAACCUACAAAAGAAGAGCUUAAUUCAUAACUAUUAUGUUGAAUUUAAUACAAAUGUCAGUGGUCCCUUUUUGUUAUUGUUAAAAAAUGUAAUAAAUUGCACCAUUCUAACCAUUC
Myxocyprinus asiaticus (Chinese sucker) is the source of this 1586-nucleotide messenger RNA. It is a transcript of the gene rbp7b, whose product is annotated as retinol binding protein 7b, cellular. Gene Ontology annotation, biological process: fatty acid transport. The record is from RefSeq and is a predicted model, not a curated record. Bases 1086 to 1493 code for a protein of 135 amino acids. The transcript is spliced from 4 exons. Gene Ontology annotation, molecular function: fatty acid binding. NCBI's taxonomy places the organism in Eukaryota, Metazoa, Chordata, Actinopteri, Cypriniformes, Catostomidae. Gene Ontology annotation, cellular component: cytosol; nucleus.